AUGCGAAUUCCCCACUGCGAAGAAUAUGCGUGUCCUGGCAUCAAACUUGGCAACCGUAACCUCGGACCUCCCAACCUACCCAUGUACCUGCAGAAGAUGAACACCACUGUCUCGAUGGCCCUCGAGGCUGACAACGCCAAUUUCCCAACCCAGACUCUUGUUUCAACUAUUGUUGGAGGGGUUUUUAUCGGAUACCUGUGGUUUUGGCAUAGGUCAACCAAAGUUUGGGUUCGCUGCAACGGAACCAUUGAUGCCUUUACCAACGUCCCAGAGAAUACACAAAGAACUCGCAUCACCACCAUCUGCCUACCUAGCAUCUAUCAUAUUUCUCGGAAUGCACAGCACCCUGACCCCCCUCCACCAUACGAUAGCGGCGGGCCGAAUCGUACUACAUGA
Molecule: messenger RNA, 396 nt
Organism: Neurospora hispaniola
Lineage: Eukaryota; Fungi; Ascomycota; Sordariomycetes; Sordariales; Sordariaceae
Exons: 4
Coding region: 1-396 (131 amino acids)
Source: RefSeq, a predicted model, not a curated record